CACUCUGAAUGUAGCAAACGUCAACAAUAUGCAAUCAAUCAAGCAAGAACUUGACUCUGGUGAACUCUACAGUGGAGAGGAUGCCCUUGCCGUGGCCUUACAAGAGCCUAACAUGGAUUUAUCAGGUAACGGCAUUUCCGUGGUUCCCGUCAAGGGUAAAUCUGCAUGUCGCCGGAAACGGGAGUUUAUCCCAGAGGAGAAGAAAGACGUGGUUUACUGGGAGAGACGGCGUAAAAAUAACGAGGCCGCCAAGCGCUCCAGAGAAAAGCGACGCAUAAACGACAUGGUGCUUGAGAACAAGCUGAUGGCUCUUGGAGAAGAAAACACCUCCUUAAGGGCAGAACUGCUGUCACUGAAGCUGAAGUUUGGCCUGGUGAGCUCAGCAGCAUAUGCUCAAGAAGUCCAGAAGCUGUGUAGCACCCCCACUGUUAGCUGCCAUCAGGAUUUUAUUCCACCGAGUACUGAGCACAGUUCAGUCAAGAGCGAUCUGGAGCCCUUACAGCUUCGCAGCAGCUGCAUAUCAGUCAUCAAACACUCGCCUUGUACAGCUGAAACAUGUGCUGCAACUCAGGACAGCUUUGCUCUCUGUAGGACAGCAGAUGUCAAGCAGGAACCUGCAGAAACUGGCAGCAGUGCACAGAAAAGGGGUAGUCCAUAUGAGCUAAUGGGCCGUUUGUCUGACAUGUACUGUCGGCCCACGUCAUUCAUGCAGGUCACCAGGUCAUCCAGUAACUCGCCCAGUAGCUCGUUUGAUGGUGUCGUAAGCAAAUCAUCUGAUGGUGAAGACGAGCAGCAGGUUCCAAAGUGGUUGUUGCCGUUUGCAGCCGACUCGAGAAGCGUCAUCGUUACCACACACAAAGUGCCGGAUGCCAGUUCUUCAGCUCUGCCCCAUAAACUGCGGAUCAAAUCAAAAGCCGUCCAAAUCAAGGCGGAGGCCACUGACGCCGAGUACGAGUCGUCUGGAAAGUCGUCGUCUCCCGUCACCGUUUCCGAGGCAGAAAGCUUUCAGGCGGUGCUCGACUCAGAGUAUAUGCAGCACUCCCACUGCGCUUUGUCAGUGCAGGUGAGCAGUCUGCAGGACUGGAGCCGCCAGGCUCCAAGCAGCGUGGCCGCAGGGUGGCUCUCAGAGUAGCACGCAAACCACGAGUCAAUCAAACUGUCUUAGAUCUUAAAGAAACUUUCUAUGCACACUCAGACGCUGAGGACACAUCCAUCGAUGGAGCGUGAAAAGUGGCCUCGUAAAAUAAAAACGGAGCAGAGUCAACCCAAAGCACCUCUGAUGGUCAUGAUGUGAAUAAUUGAGGAUUUUCACUGUACUUCCUGUGUUCACACUCAAGUUAAACAGGCUUCGCUUCAAACGUGGUUUUAAAUUAUUGUCGGAGUCCCAAACAAAAGUGUCUGCGAAGAAAAGAGGCUGUUUGCUGAA
Messenger RNA from Nematolebias whitei (Rio pearlfish), 1426 nucleotides. RefSeq names its product nuclear factor, interleukin 3 regulated (gene nfil3). Gene Ontology annotation, cellular component: nucleus. Gene Ontology annotation, molecular function: DNA binding; DNA-binding transcription factor activity. The record is from RefSeq and is a predicted model, not a curated record. NCBI's taxonomy places the organism in Eukaryota, Metazoa, Chordata, Actinopteri, Cyprinodontiformes, Rivulidae. The transcript has a single exon. The coding region runs from base 29 to 1132 and encodes 367 amino acids. Gene Ontology annotation, biological process: DNA-templated transcription; circadian rhythm; regulation of DNA-templated transcription.